Messenger RNA from Drosophila takahashii, 2379 nucleotides. RefSeq names its product transducin beta like ebi (gene ebi). The record is from RefSeq and is a predicted model, not a curated record. Lineage: Eukaryota; Metazoa; Arthropoda; Insecta; Diptera; Drosophilidae. Gene Ontology annotation, biological process: regulation of transcription by RNA polymerase II. Gene Ontology annotation, cellular component: histone deacetylase complex. Gene Ontology annotation, molecular function: transcription corepressor activity; protein binding.
UGGAUUUCGGGAGUGACUAGGAGUAGGAGCAGCCGGGCCACCAUGAGUUUUUCCAGCGACGAGGUGAACUUCCUGGUUUACCGAUACCUGCAGGAGUCGGGCUUCCUGCACUCGGCCUAUGUGUUCGGCAUCGAGUCGCACAUCUCGCAGAGCAACAUAAACGGCGCCCUGGUUCCGCCCGCCGCCCUGCUGACCAUCCUGCAGAAGGGCCUCCUCUACACCGAGGUGGAGUGGAGCGUCGGCGAGGAUGGCGAGGUGGCGCGGCCCAUCGAGGGACUCUCUUUGAUAGACGCCGUCAUGCCGGAGGUGAAGCCGCCCAAGCCCAUUGUGAAAACGGAGCCAGGGAAGCCGGGAGCGGCAGUGGACUCCUCCUCCGCCAGCGCUGCCUCCGCUGCAGCCGCCGGUGGCAACCAGAACAGCAGCAACUCCAAGCCGGAGAUCAAAAUAGAACCAGGCACGGGAGCAGCGGGUUCAACGGCUGGUGGCAACAAGACCACAAGCACCACCGGGGGAACCAGCACGCCCACAGAUCAGACGACCAGCGAGGUGGAUUCGAGUGGGAAUGCGGCCAACAGCACUGGCGGCACUUUCGCCGGCAACAACGGAAACAAUCAGGCGAGCGCAGGAGGAGCCAAUAGCACAAGCAACCCCUCGGCUGGCGGAGAUUCAGCAGGAGCAGCCACCGGAGGGCAGAAGAAGGCUCAAAACUCCAACGAGGCACAGGGCAGCUCGUCGGGCGGCACUGCGAAUGCCACCAGCACCGAUGACGCCGCCUCCUCCACUUCCACAAACGGCAAUAGCAGCACCUCCAGCAGCGCAGAGCAGCCCGCGAGCGGAGUGACGCCCGCUGUGUCCACCUCCAAUCCCGAUGCAGCGGCAGCGGGCGGCGGAGCGACGGCGGCGGGAGCCAAGGCGCCCAGCGGAGCGGUCACGAUUCGGGUGGGCGCCCAAGGGAACAGCAGCGUGCAGGCGGGUGGCGGCUCCUCCACGGCCCAGAACUCGGCGCCCAGCGGCACCAUUUCCUCAUCCACCGGCGGAGGUGGAGGCGCCGGCACCCCCGCCGCCCUGGUGCCCAUGGAAAUAGACGAGAGCAUCGAGAUACCCGAAUCGAAGGCUCGCGUUUUGCGCGGCCACGAGAGCGAGGUGUUCAUCUGCGCCUGGAAUCCCAGCAGGGAUCUGCUGGCCAGCGGCUCCGGCGACAGUACUGCGCGGAUCUGGGACAUGUCCGAUGCAAACACCAACUCCAAUCAGCUGGUGCUGCGCCACUGCAUCCAGAAGGGCGGCGCCGAGGUGCCCAGCAACAAGGACGUCACCUCGCUGGACUGGAAUUGCGAUGGCUCCCUGCUGGCCACCGGCAGCUACGAUGGCUACGCGAGGAUCUGGAAGACCGACGGCCGACUGGCCUCCACGCUGGGCCAGCACAAGGGACCGAUCUUCGCGCUGAAGUGGAACAAGUGCGGCAACUACAUCCUGUCGGCGGGCGUGGACAAGACGACCAUCAUCUGGGACGCCUCCACGGGCCAGUGCACGCAGCAGUUCGCCUUCCACAGCGCCCCCGCCUUGGAUGUCGAUUGGCAGACUAAUUUGGCCUUUGCCUCGUGCAGCACGGAUCAGCGGAUUCAUGUGUGUCGCCUGGGGGUGAAUGAGCCCAUCAAGACCUUCAAGGGCCACACGAACGAGGUGAACGCCAUCAAGUGGUGUCCGCAGGGCCAGCUGCUGGCCUCCUGCUCGGACGACAUGACCCUGAAGAUCUGGAGCAUGAACAGGGAUCGCUGCUGCCACGAUCUGCAGGCGCACUCCAAGGAGAUCUACACGAUAAAGUGGUCGCCCACGGGGCCGGGAACGAACAAUCCCAACACGAACCUGAUCCUCGCCUCGGCCUCCUUCGAUUCCACCGUGCGGCUGUGGGAUGUGGAGCGCGGCAGCUGCAUCCACACGCUGACCAAGCACACGGAGCCCGUCUACUCGGUGGCCUUCAGUCCGGACGGCAAGCAUUUGGCCUCCGGCAGCUUCGACAAGUGCGUGCACAUCUGGAGCACGCAGACGGGGCAGCUGGUGCACAGCUACAAGGGCACCGGCGGCAUCUUCGAGGUCUGCUGGAACUCCAAGGGCACCAAGGUGGGCGCCAGUGCCUCCGACGGAAGCGUCUUCGUCCUGGAUCUGCGAAAGUUCUGAUUGGAUUUCGUCUAUUAACGCUUAAAUUAGCCGAGUCUAUUUUCGAUUUGGAAAUAGCAACCCGGCCGUAUGUAACUCCCUUCUUAGCUAUCCCGCCCUGCAAUCUGUAAUUGUAAUUGCUUUAAGUUCUAAUUAGCUGUUUAAGGUUCAACUCCCGAGAUCCCCUCGCUUUUGUCCACGUCUUUUUCGUACGCUUAGUCUCUC